Molecule: messenger RNA, 4086 nt
Organism: Serendipita indica DSM 11827
Lineage: Eukaryota; Fungi; Basidiomycota; Agaricomycetes; Sebacinales; Serendipitaceae
Source: the annotation of a GenBank genome assembly
AUGCGUGGAGCCUUUUCUCUUGCUAGAAGGAGUUCGCUCUACACGGGCUCGACGCUCACCGUCCACCGUGCGGCUUUCUCCUCUGCCAGACCAACACUCGCUUUGAGCUCGCAGAUUGCAGCCUCUGGAGAGUCAAACGUCGAUCUUACAGCGUCACUUGGAGCUCAAAAGAAGAAUAAAUCGAGCCAAAAUCUCUCCCCACCGAGGAAGAACAACAUGCCCCCGCCGCCCCAGUCGAGUUCACGGGAUAGCGGGCGAACUCGUGGAUCUUCCCAGCCACCGAGACGUGGAGGUGCAAGAGGAGGUCCCAAGAAAGUCGUACACGCACCACCACCAAUGCCAGAACAGCUCGAAGGUGGCCUUCACGGACUCGAACAUGUUCAGCAGCUGUAUAGCAAAGGUGGCACUGUCCAGCUAAAACCCAAACAUUUGGAGGUGCCCAAAAGCGUGGUUCAAGACUACGCAAAACUUGUCUACGGUCGCGGCAUAGACGCAUCAUAUCAGGCAGGCUACAUUGGUCGAACACCCCAUUUUAGGUGUACAGUCAUUUUGGAUGAGACGCUCGGGAUUGUAGGUGUUGGCGACGCGCCAACAAAGAAAGAUGCACUAAAGAUUGCGUGUAUCUCGAUAGAAUACCAGCUUCAAGCACUUAAUUUGCUCGAGAAUCCGAUCAAGCUGGUCAUUCCAAAGCCCAAAGAGACAGACGCCACCACCACCCUCAGCAAUGGAGAGGAAAUUAGCUUCGAACGUGCGAGGCAAUUUAUGGACUAUUACUGCAGGCGGUUCGAUUUCGGCAAACCAGACAUUUCGUACGAGGCAGGCCGUGGCGGUUCUCCAUUCUAUGCGACUCUCACUGUCGGAGGCAGGAGAAUUGGUAUCGGUACCGCGCCGAGCAAAAAGGCCGCCCUCGUCCAGUCUUAUCUCGACGUUGCCCAAUACCUAGAGAAAUGCGACCCAGAGCUUUGGAAAGCAUUUGUAGAGGCCGCAAAGACAGGAAAGGAUGCUGGACUCGCUCCCAAAGUCCUACUGCAAAUGAGUGAGGUUCUGGGUGGAGAGAUCCGAGACCUCUGCGACGACGUAAAGGAGAGCGGGCUCUAUCUCAACUAUCCCAAGGAAGAUGACCCCGCCUCCGUCUCUGCCACGGCAUUAGAAGCAGCACAACGAGGCCCCUAUGUUCCGCCUUCCGCAGAGUUUUUCGAGAACAAGAGUCAACGCCUCAAGGCCCGCCUCGACGAAUAUAGAAGGGCACCGGAACACGCCAAAAUGCGAGCCUCUCGUGAAAGUCUUCCCGUCUAUACCAAAAUCAAGGAGCUCCUAGACGUCGUCGACGCCAACGAUGUCACCAUUUGCAUGGCCGCUACCGGCUCUGGCAAAACAACACAAGUCCCCCAACUCAUUUUAGACCAAUGGAUUGAUCGAGGGGAAGGAGCACGUUGCAAUGUCAUCUGCACCCAACCUCGCCGUAUAGCCGCCAUCUCCGUCGCCCAACGUGUCGCAAACGAGCGAGGCGAGGCGCUUGGGCGCGGGUCCAUUGGAUAUCAAGUCCGAUUUGACUCCAAGGUUCCUCUUGAUCACGGCUCUGUCACGUUCUGCACCACCGGCAUCUUCCUCAACCGCAUGCAAAAAGCGCUCGAAAUGGCCAAGCAUGAUGGCCCACGUCAGUUUGAUGAAGUGACCCACGUCAUCGUCGACGAAGUUCACGAGCGUGAUGUCGAUAUUGACCUGACGCUCAUGGUCAUCAAGCGCAUGCUUGCUGAUCGAAAGGCGAGAGGCAUCCCGAUCAAAGUGAUCCUCAUGAGUGCGACUAUCGACCCAACUCUUUUCCAACAAUAUUUUGCUGCAGCUGAUGGCACGCUUGCGCCCGUCUCUGAGAUCCCUGGCCGUGCGUAUCCUGUGCAAAAGAAGCUCCUUGAAGAAGUCCUUCAGGAGUUUGGUGGGCCCCAGGCCAUCGGUCCCUCUUCUUGGGUGUUCAGCGAGAAGAGCGUUGCCAAUUACAUCGGACAGGAGGCUGGUCCCCAAGCACUAGCGGCCCUUGGUUUCCCUGGAGCAAUGGCUCUCGUCAAGCCGCUACGGGAGGAUUCCUCUGGCGAGGAUCUCGAUAUUCCCGUGCCUCUGGUAGCAUUGUCUAUCGCGCAUGUUCUCAAAAAAUCCGAGGAUGGACAUGUGUUGGUCUUUUUGCCAGGUUGGGACACCAUCCAGUCACUGCAGAAAACGCUCAUCCACUCGGGGAUGCCCCUUCUUGGACUCAACUUCUCCGACUCUUCCAAAUAUUCCAUUCACCUCCUCCAUUCUACUGUGCCUAUCGCCGAGCAGCAAGCCAUCUUCGAGCCAGCAGCUCCUGGCAUUCGACGCAUCAUCCUUGCCACCAACAUUGCGGAAACCUCUGUCACGAUUCCGGACGUCGUGUACGUGGUCGAUACCGGCAAGGUCAAAGAGCAGCGAUACGAUCCAGAACGUCACAUCUCUUCCCUGGUCUCCGCCUGGGUUGGCUCCUCGAAUCUUAAUCAACGAGCUGGCCGAGCUGGUCGCCAUCGCCCUGGAGAGUACUACGGUCUCGUGUCUUCUGCGCGAAUGGCCAAGCUCAACCCGUACCAGACUGUGGAAAUCAAGCGGGUCGAUCUCAGCAACGUCGUCAUGCACAUCAAAGCCCUCAAUUUCCCGGGGUUGGAAGUUGAAGAGGUGCUUGCUCAGACGAUCGAGCCUCCCACUCCCGAACGCGUUGGUGCUGCCAUUGAGAACCUGAAAAUGGUUGGGGCGUUGGACGAAAGGAAGUGCCUGACCUCACUAGGUCGCGUUCUACUUCAAAUUCCCAUUGAUGUGCAGCUCGGCCGACUGCUCAUGUAUGGUAGCUUCUUCCGCUGCCUGGAUCCAGCUCUUACUCUUGCGGCCAUCAUGUCGAACCGUGAUGCAUUCAACAACCCGCCGCUAUUGAAGAAGGAGGCGAAAGCUGCCAGAGAAUUCUGGAGCCCUCAGAAUUUCCGGUCCGACGUCCUCGCAACCUUGAGAGCCUACUACGCCUGGUGGGAUCUCCAAGGAAGCGGCCAAUUUGCGGCAGCAAACACAUUCUGCAAUGAACAAUUCUUGUCUAAACCAGUUCUCCUUCAGAUACAAAAUCUCAAGGGUCACCUCCUUCACUCUCUCGCACGUGCUGGCGUGCUCAGUGUGUCUGGCGGUGGAGUUGAAGUCGAUGGUCGCUUCCCAAGGGAGGUUCCACCGGAGCUCAAUGCCAACGCCGACUCGCUGCCAAUGCUUGCUGCGCUCGUCGCCAUCGGUUCACAACCAAACUUUGCCAUCCGAGUGACGGAGAAACUUCUGCGGACGGCUCAGGAGAGGAAUGUCCUCGUCUUUCCUGGCAGUGUCAACAACCGCACGAAAGAAAGCAAAGCUGAUAGCGGAGGGGGUUUCGUCGAUAAACAACUCUUCGCUUUCGCCGAGAAGGUUCGCAACGUUAGCUCUGGCAGUGCCAACUCGGGAACUUUCAUUCGCGGCUGCACUCAACUUGAUCCCAUGACCUACCUCCUUUUCGGUGCCUACAACGCGGUGGUCACCGAGCGCGGCUUAGAAUGCGACGGUUGGCUUCCAAUUGUGGGUCGCGUUGACAUCUUGGAUGACAUCCAGACUCUGAAAACACGCAUGGACAAGUGCUUCCUCCGAGUUUUCGAAGGCAUCGCCCAUCACCGCCAGCAAUUCCAACAGCGACGACUCCCAAAUCGCGAACUGAGGUCUAGGAAUACCCAAGAGGAUGACGACGAUGUGGAAGAUUUGGAUGAAAGCGAUGCCAUCGUUGAAGCUCCCAAGUCGAGAGCACUCAACCCAGAGGAAGUUAAAGAGUUUGACUACCUCACACGUGAUGUUGUCCGCAUCUUGGAACGCUAUUCGGAGGAAAGGCUCAGCCAGUCACGCAUGGCUUCCAGGCCGGGUACACCCUCUGCUUAUGGAAGCCCAAACUUCCAGGGCCGCUUACAACUCCCUCGAUCCGGUUACUCCAGUCCAUAUCCUAGAUCAGGCUACAACAGCCCCUUUACUGGCUCUCGCCCUACUACCCCCAGCUCGCUCAGAACGACUUCUUAUCGCGCCUUUGCAUAG